ACCUGAUUCAAUAUGGCGGACAACAACUCGUGGGUUCCGCUUGUCCAGAUUUUGGAACGGCUUUUCCCAAAUUUAACGCCACAAAUCGUACCUGCUGCACACAACGCCAAAGCGGUAAGAUAAAAGUUUUGUUACCAUUCGAAAGGUGUCCAAAUUGAUGUUUAUGAACUUGGAUCUGUUUACGAAAACAGUCUAACCACGCGUCUAACUGUCGACCACUUAUUUCGCUCUGGUCUGUGAGCCUAAGACUGCCCUUAAACAGCUUUUAAAUCAGUUAGUUUGUGGUUCUUUAGUCUGUAGGUGCUCCGCUAAAUAACUGUGAUUCGUUCUGUUUAUCACACAUGUGGCUUUGUGCACGAGUAACGGCAAUUCAUCGCUGACAAUUUUAGCUGCGGGAGGAAUCUACCUUGUUGCAUACGACUUUGAAAUAGUGAUACACCUAUCUUUUGAUUUGUACUGUUAUUCAGUGACUGAGCUUCUAAACAGUUCUAAAUUGGUUCCUUCUAUACUUUUCAAAAAGGUUCUUCAAGCUAUUCAGUCAAGUUUGAACAGCAAAGAAAUUGAUACACUGACACAGGUAACAGAGUAAGUAAGAUUUUCGAACAACCCUAUUCAUUAAUAUGCCAACAUGGUUCGACUUUAUUCAUAUGAACUAUUUGUGUGAGAUAGUAUGAAACUGCUGCAAACAUAAUAAAUGUACGAGGUUGUAAGGAAAUUGUAUUGAUAACAGUAGACUACAGAACAGUCCUUAUUUUUGUGUAGUCUAGUACGCACGAACAGUCACACGUGUGGCUGAAAUCAGAGAGCAAGACUGGGAGAGACGCUCUUACUUCUCAUGCCUCAAAUACUUAUGGGCAUGUAACGCUUUGCCAACGUGAUAGUCUGACUCUACACUAGCGCAUUGCACCGUGAAAAAGCAAUUUUCAGAAAAAAACCCGCUGUUUUGCAGUCUACUGUAACAUUGACUGAGCAAAUAAGUACAAGGGUGAUGUCAACCUCUCUUGUAAUCCUCCCAGAUCCCAAUAUUAACUAUUCCCUCUACUCGACACCCUACCCAUGGAAAACACAAAUCUAUGGUCAUUUUUGCAUUGUUGCACUUUACUUUCUUUUCUAACAUCCACUUGUUUACUUCAAAGUUGUCGUGAGUGAUUUUUCUCAUCCUGCCGAACAGAAAAGCAAAUAGGGGUGAAGUACUGGUGAAAGAACUCAAAAUUUAUCAUGCGACAAGCACCUACAAUUGCUGAGAAAAUUGUUGAGACAUUGUAUUCAAAUAGGGUAACAUCAGAGAACAAAAGAAUCUACACCCCACCCCUGUCCCCUCCAUUCAAAGUUGGAGUGUUUGUUGUUUUCUAAAGGUAGCUCGAACAGUGGCACAACAUUUUAUGGAGGGGAUGGAGGGCGGGGAGCUAUUUUUUCCCCUCUUGAAGUCAGGAAAACGUCAAAAAGCUCCUUUAGGACGAAGUGUCUCAACUCAUUUUGUCAGCAAUUGUAACUAUAGCUGAUUGCACUAAUAACAGUUUCACAGUUGGUGGCAUGAGCAAAGCCAUUAGAAGUGUUUGAGUAUUUGUUUUGUAACAUUAAUUUAGUUGAUAAAAAAAUUUAUUUGUUAUUUCUAUCAGAUUCAUUGUAAGUGGUGUGGACGAGUAGUUUGCUAUGACAGUAACCCACUUGAGAAAUCAAAAGUAAGUUUUUCACAAUAGAAUAGACGCUUAGUAGAGGUUUCCUUAUAUAUAAUUUCUUUUUACCAUUAUCAUUACUCUGUCUUGAAGUCCAACCCCUUACCCUGUUAUAUACCAUUUUUGAUGGAAAAGGAACCUGUUUUGUAUUUGUUACAGGUCCAAAAAAAAAAUUCAGGUACAUUUUUUCAAGCUACAAUCGGCAACAAAAUUGUUGAGACAUUGUACUAAAUAGGGUAAUUUCGGAGAACAAAAGAAUCUGCACCCGUUCCCCUGUCCCCUCCAUUCAAAGUUGGGCUGUUUGUUGUUUUCUACAGGUAGCUAGAACAAGGGCACAACAUUGCACGGAGGGGAUGGGGGAGGAAAGCUAUAUUUCCCCCUUUUGAAGUUAAUAAAACGUAAAAAAGCCCAGUUUUGGGCGAAGUGUCUCAACUCAUUUUGUCGCCGAUUGUAGGCUGAUUCUCAUUUCCCUUUGUCUGCUAGCCCUUAUUUAUGGAUAAUUAGGGCUAGUAGACAAAGGAAUUUGUGAAUCAUCGUAGGUUAAAAAAUUUUAACCUGGAUUUAAUUUUGACCUGUAACAUAUACCUUCUAUUGACAAAUGGUACCCCUUUCACAUACCUAGUUAAGAACUGUUUAUCCCUUUUAACUGCUGUAAAGGCAAUUUCUUUAAAGGGAACCUCCACUUCAACAAAAAGAUAACUUUAAAUCACAGGAAAUAACUGUUACAGUCAAGUCAAUCUAAAAUAUUUUUCAAGAAAGCGUUUGUAUCCGAAAGAAAUAACUUUUAGAUUCGCCUUUUUUUGUUUUCAAAUUUUGCGGACGUCGCCAUCUUGAAUAAUUAUGACGUGUAAUGGUUGCCCUAUUGUUAUUAAACAAAAGCUCUUUGUGUCAGAACAAUGGAGCAACCGUAACACGUCACAAUUAUUCAAGAUGGCGGCACCCGCGAAAUUUGAAAGUGAAAAUAAGCGAUUUUAAAAUUGACUUUUCCUGAUAUAAACACUUUUUUUAAGACAAAUUUCGAACAAAUUUGUUUAUCAACAUAAUUUUAUUCGAUUUAAACUUAUUCUGUAGUAAGAGUGGAGGUUCCCUUUAAAAUAUGAAUGAAUCACAAAAGCAGAACAUUUUCUUGACCUUUUCAUGACCAUAAAAUGAAUCUGUUAGCCCAUUUGGGCCUUUGUACCAACCAAAAUGACAGAUUUCCCGACCCUUUCAUAUACUUUGAUCAACAAGUAAAAUCCCUACCCUUUCAUAUACCUAAACCCUUAAGAAGGUUCCCAUUUCAGACAGCUUCCCCGUAUAGGCCAUCAUAGGAAGUUUUCUCCCCCUGGGAAUGGAGGCUGAUCUGUCAUUCUUGCACACGUGCAUGUUGGAUAUGAGUUGGCUAUAAUCAUCUCAUAUCCAACAAGCGCAAGUUUUAUUAAAAACACUCACAAAGUAUCGAAAAUUCUUCCCGCCUUUUUUUGAAAAAACAAACAAUUUUCAGCUUGUUGUUAACUUCGAGCAGACGCAUACAGUUACCAUAUUUGGGGAGCAUGGUAUAAUGACUUUUAUUUUAAAAAAACUGAAUCAUUGGAUAAUGCAAUUCUAGCAUUUUGAUUUACUUAGCCGUUAUGGUAUAUGAGCUAUUAUACCAUGCUCUCCAUAUAUGGUCGGUGUACGCGUCAGUUUAAAAUUGGAAGCUAGCUGAGAUUUUUUUUUCGCGAAGGAUAGAACGGCGCCCGAAGGAAGUCGUUUUAAUUCAUUUCUUAGAAUACUAGAAAUGCAAUUUCAUUGAAAGAAAAAAGACAAAAACAAACAAGAAAGCCAAAAGAGCUUGUUUGAAAGUUUGUCGAAAAACACAUGAAAACACAUGGAACUAAAGUACCUUGACCAGCUACGAAAGAAGACAAGUGUUGUUUCUUCGUGAUCGCGAAGCCAUUCGCCAAUCGGGUCACUCGCCGAUAGAUAACUGCGGCUUGUUUAUCCGACAUCAAGAAUAUACAUCACAAGUAACCAGCUACAAAUACAGGCUAUGAAGCCAUUCACUAGAGCAAUCGAGGCGGCAGUAUAGCUUCUUUUCUCGUUCAGCAAAACCAGCUUGUGGCUUCAAACAACUUCAUAACAAGUGAUGGAGGUAAUAGUUUUUCUCCGUUGUUCUUGCUUUUAUAACUGCACCGAAAAUCCAAAUUCACAGUAAUUUCGACGGUUGUCACUUAAAAAUUCUUUUCCUUCACAUUAUCUGCCAGGUUUUUUCAGCUGUUCUGCUGUGUAAAAUCCUAGAAUCCCGAUGAGUUUUUAAAAAACUAAUGUUCAUCGCUACAAUGUUUUGAUUUUUCAUUCAUGCAGUCCAGAUUUGAUAGAUGUGUGACAUGUGAAUAGUGGAAGUCCCUUGUCUUUUCCGGUUUGUUGUAGUCGGGGAGAUUCAACGAGAUUUUGUGAGCAUUUUUAAUAAAACAAUUAUUCCACUCACGCUUGUUGGAUAUGAGAUGAUUAUAGCCAACUUGGCGCUACGCGCCUCGUUGGCUUUCUAUCAUCUCAUAUCCAAUGCGCCCUCGUGGAAUAAUUGUUAAAUAUACUAUUAUGGCUAAGCCAAUCAGAGCUCCAGAAUUGCAUUAUCCAAUGAUUCAGUUUUUAAUAAGAUGUAAUAGAGACAAGUAAACUCAUAUUGUAUUUGUGUCAAUCAGGUUGCCAUAGAAAGGAUUUUAGCAUGGGAUCUUGACUGGUCAAAAAAGGUGCUGAAGAUCAAGGGAGUACAGGUCAGCUUGAUGAUAAACAUAGAUAAUAAUUACAGUCAAAGCUCUCCUAUAGGUGACCGCCUUGGAGAUUCAAAAAAGUGGUCAUAACUAGAGCUGCUUGCUGACAAAAAUGAGCUCUUGUAAGUGACCACAUGGUGAAACAAUAGAGGGUGGUUCUUUCAAAGGGAUUCAGAAACUUAUUAAAAAUUCAUCACAAAAAAAACAAAGAAAUGAAUGUUUAAUGAGUGUCUUUACAUCUGAACUUUAUUGAACUUUUCCAAAUACAAUACUGCACUGUACAACAUCUUUACCAAGGAACCAUUAGGGCAGUGUGCAGUUUCAUUAAACUAUUGAUUUAUUUGAAUGUGACUCUGAGUGCUCGCUUAUAAGGGCUUAAAAAAUAAAGGAAAAGUCCAUUUGGUUAUUUCCAAAAGUCGUCAUGGUUGCUUACGAGAGGAGUCCCUUACCAGAGCUUUUGAUGACAACCAGGUGUCUUACAACCAGAGGUCUUCCAACCAGGACUCCUACAACCAGGACUCUUACGACCAGGGGUCUUACAACCAGGACUCUAACAACCAGGGGUCUUACAACCAGGACUCUUACAACCAGAGGUCUUACAGCCAGAAGUCUUACAACUAGGGGUCUUCCAACCAGGGGUCUUACAACAAGGACUCUUACACUCAGGGGUCUUACAACUAGGGGUCUUGCAACCAGGACUCUUACAACCAGGACUCUUACAACCAGGGGCCUUACAACCAGGGGUCGUACAACCAGGGGUCUUACAACCAGGACUCUUACAACCAGGGGUCUUACAACCAGGGGUCUUACAACCAGGACUCUUACAACCAGGAGUCUUACAACUAGGACUGUUACAACCAGGGGUCUUACAACCAGGACUCUUACAACCAGGGGUCUUACAACCAGGACUCUUACAGCCAGGGGUCUUACAACCAGGACUCUUACAACCAGGGGUCUUACAACCAGGGGUCUUACAAGCAGGACUCUUACAACUAGGACUCUUACAACCAGGGAUGUUACAACCAGGGGUCUUAAAACCAGGACUCUUACAGCCAGGACUCUUACUAUCACAACUCUCACAACCAGGGGUCUUACAACCAGGGCGCUUACAACCAGGGGUCUUACAACAAGGACUCUUACAACCAGGACUCUUACAACCAGGGGUCUUACAAGAAGGACUCUUACAACCAGGACACUAAUAACCAGGACUCUUACAACCAGGGGUCUUACAACCAGGACUCUUACAAUCAGGACUCUUACAACCAGGACUCUUACAACCAGGGGUCUUACAACUAGGGGUCUUACAUCUAGGGGUCUGACAACCAGGACUCCUACAACCAGGGGUCUUACAACCAGGACUCUUACAACCAGGGGUCUUACAACCAGGGGUCUUACAAGCAGGACUCUUACAACCAGGAGUCUUACAAUCAGGACUCUUACAACCAGGAGUGUUACAACUAGGGGUCUUACAACCAGGGGUCUUACAACCAGGACUAUUACAACCAGAACUGUUACAACCAGGGCGCUUACAACCAGGGGUCUUACAACAAGGACUCUUUCAACCAGGGGUCUUACAAGAAGGACUCUUACAACCAGGACACUAAUAACCAGGACUCUUACAACCAGGGGUCUUACAACCAGGACUCUUACAACCAGGACUCUUACAACCAGGGGUCUUACAACUAGGGGUCUUACAUCUAGGGGUCUUACAACCAGGACUCUUACAACCAGGGGUCUUAAAACUUGGGGUCUUAUAACCAGGCCUAUUACAACCACGGGUCUUACAACCAGGACUCUUACAACCAGGGGUCUUACAAUCAGGACUCUUACAACCAGGAGUGUUACAACCAGGGGUCUUACAACCAGGGGUCUUACAACCAGGACUGUUACAACCAGGACUGUUACAACCAGGGGUCUUACAACGAGGACUCUUACAACCAGGGGUCUUACAACCAGGACUCUUACAACCAGGGGUCUUACAACCAGGACUCUUACAACCAGGGGUCUUACCAGCAGGAGUCUUACAACCAGGGGUCUUACAACAAGGACUCUUACAACCAAGGGUCUUACAACUAGGGGUCUUACAACCAGGACUCUUACAACCAGGGGUCUUACAACUAGGGGUCUUACAACCAGGACUCUUACAACCAUGACUCUUACAACCAGGGGUCUUACAACCAGGGGUCUUACAACCAGGACUCUUACAACCAGGGGUCUUACAACCAGGACUCUUAGAACCAGGGGUCUUACAAUCAGGACUCUUACAACCAGGGGUCUUACAACCAGGACUCUUACAAGCAGGACUCUUACAAGCAGGACUCUUACAACCAAGGGUCUUACAACCAGGACUCUUAUAACCGGGACUCUCACAAGAAGGACUCUUACAACCAGGACUCUUACAAGCAGGGGUCUUACAACCAGGACUCUUACAACCACGGGUCUUACAACCAGGGGUCUUACAACCAGGGCUCUUACAACCAGGGGUCUUACAACCAGGACUCUUACAACCAGGGGUCUUACAACCAGGGGUCUUGCAACAAGGACUCUUACAACUAGGACUCUUACAACCAGGGGUCUUACAAGAAGGACUCUUACAACCAGGACAGUAAUAACCAGGACUCUUACAACCAGGGGUCUUACAACCAGGGGUCUUACAUCUAUGAGUCUUACAACCAGGAGUCUUACAAACAGGGGUCUUACAACUAGGGGUCUUAUAACCAGGCCUCUUACAACCAGGGGUCUUACAAUCAGGACUCUUACAAUCAGGACUGUUGCAACCAGGACUCUUACAACCAGGGGUCUUACAACAAGGACUCUUACAACCAUGGGUCUUACAACCAGGGGUCUUACCACCAGGGGUCUUACCACCAGGGGUGUUACAAUCAGGACUCUUAAAAGCAGGGGUGUUAGAACCAGGGGUCUUACAACCAGAACUCUGACAUCCAGGGGUCUUACAACUGUUACUCUUACGACCAUGGGUCUUACAGUCAGAGCUUUUACAACCAGCACUGUUAUAAGCAGGGGUCUUACAACCACUGGUCUUUAAAUGAGGACUUUUACAAUCAGGACUCUUACAACCAGGACUCUUACUACCAGGGGACUUAGAACCGGGGUUCUUAUAACCAGGGGACUUACAAGCAGGACUCUUACAGCUUGCGAUCUUACAAUCAGGAUUCAUACAACCAGGGGUCUUUCAAUUGAGGUUCUUACAAGCAGGACUCUUACAACCAGGGAUCUUACAACCAAGGGUCUUUCAACCACGACUCUUACAAGUGGCGGUCUUACAACCAGGACUGUUACAACCAGGGGUCUUACAACAAGGGGUCUUAGAACCUGGGGUCUUACAACUAGGUCUCUAACAACCAGGGUCCUUACAAGCGGUCGCAAUAAUGGCUUUGAGUGUAUUGUUUAUGUAAUAUUCAUUCUAUUGUUAUGGGUUCAGCUAAUGUGGGUGGUAGAGGUUUGAAUUGCGCUCAUUAGUGUUGAUUAGCAUACGAAGUUCUGAAGUGCUGGUCAACAAGUUUGUCUUGGCAAUUUGUGACUCGCUUCUCCCCAAUUCCGUUGCCCCUAAAGAGAAAAGUUGCUUCUUGCACCCAGGUUAGAUGCCAGUUUACAGCCGACCAGAAUUUUGUUAAUUUUUUUAUUAUGCAGAUUUGCUGUCAAGAAUGCCACUUGUUGUUGGAUCUUAAGAAACUUCUUAAUUUUCUUGAGACGUUAGAUGGCUCUACUGACAUCACCAAGGUAAUUAACAGGCAUUAAACAACUGACUAUUCUUCUUUUGGAUCAAAAUCCCCUUUUCCUUUUACGCGUACUUGUUUACAGUCUUUGUGCCUAGAAUAUAAUUAUUUGUUUAGUCUCCUGUUUACUUCACCGAAGAUGGAUUAAAUUUUCUACUUAAUCUGCCAAUCAACCUGACUGAUCAGUGGAAGUAAAAAUGUAAAGUGUGUUAUUUUUUUUACUUCAGAGGUUUUAUAUUAUUGUAAAGUGCAGUGAGUAAUCCCCCUUGCACAGUGGAACCUCAAUUUAAUAUGGUGCCGAGGGACUGGGGAAAUAUAUAUCGAGGUUUCGCUAUUUUGAACACCCCGAUUUAAUGAAUUUUCAAAAAAACAACCAAAAUGGUCGUUAUCUCUAGGUAUAGUUAAUAUAUAAUUUACAACACCCAGCAUUCCCGGAUAUCUGAACAAUUACUGUAAUAACAUUUGUUCUUUAACGCCUAUGUCUCAAAAGCGAGCUGGAAAUAGCUAUGGCACUAGAAACUCAAGAACAUAAAUUUCAUCCGUGUUGUUCUGUUUGGCAUUCAUUUUUUAUCACAUGUUGACAUUUAUUUGUUACAUUAAUCAAUCAAUCAUUUAUUUUAACACGUUACGUCGAGGAGCUAAAAAACUCAUUCUAUAAUAAUUACAGCUAUAUAAUUCAUAAUAUUAUUCUAUUUUAAAAACAACGCAAUAAAUAUUUAAAACCUUACGAUAGCGCAUCUGGAUUGUGUUCGUUAUAAUGAGGAUUUCGUUUAAUCGAGGCUCUGUUCCACACGUUUUACUGUCAUUUUGGUCGGGCUGAAGAAAGUCGUUCGUUAUACCGAGGACUUUGUUACAUAGACGUUCGUUAAAUCGAGGUUCCACUGUACUUGGACUGGUACUCAACCCAAAACUCUCACUGAUGGGAGGUCAUACUUGACUGGAGUCAUUUUGGUACCUUUGAUAGGUGGUCCCUCAGAGGAAGGGGUCACAUAACUACAUGCUAUUUUUUUAUUAGUAAAAUCCAACUAGUGAUCUAUUACCAAUGCUGCGUUUUGAUUGGUUGAGCUACUACUAGGCUAUAUGUUUUAGCCCCCUAGUAGUGAAAAUCGCGGGCUUUUUGGCGGCAAAAAAGGGCUGAAGACUAGCUUUAACUAGCUAAAUUUUUUUAUUCUCGAUAUAUUUGACCAACUACUUAGAUUUUACUAAAACAAUUAUUAUUUUCGCCCUCAUGGCCUCUGAGUCAGAGCCCAUUCUGACUCAAGGAAUAAUUGUUAUAAAGAUAGAUUUAGAAAGUACUGAGGUAUUCUCGAGCCUCAUUCCUGAAUGUAAAUGCUUGUUACCCAUUGGAAUGAAAUUUUUACUAACAAAGAAAAUUAUUUUCACAUACUGCUAUGAAUGUCUCUCUCUUACACCAAUUUGCAGUUGUGACUUGGUGUAAUAACAGGAAUCGAUCAUACAUGCAAAACGUUAUUGGUCUUGGCUACACAUACCAGAUGAAAUUAAUACGAUGACAUACAGAGUGGAUGCGAAAAUUUUAUCAUACUUGUAAACUGAAACAGACAGUAGAGAUCUGUAUCAAAAGUUAAUGAGAACUAACUGAAGAGGUGUUUCUGACAGUAGUGACUAAAUGAUUUGUAUAAGGGUUUGCAGAGGUAAAUAUGUGACUCAAAUACAAUCUUUUUAUUGGUCAUACUUUGAAUGAAUAGUGAAUGAAAAGAUCUUAUUCACGAUACCCGCUACGCUUUUAUCACUUGUUUACCUCCUCAGAAACCAUGUGAUAUCACUUUCGUGGAAAAUUGACAGAAAACAUGUACUGCAUACAGCUUAGCAUAACUUUUUGUUCCUUUCUUUCUACUUAUAGCUUUAUUCUCUUGCCUCACACUUCUGUCAAAUAAAUGGACACACUUCACAAUCAGGAGAAGCUGACGUCAAGUUACUUCAACAAGCUGUUUCUAUCACCCACUCUCUUCAUGUGCUAACAAAGUAGGUGUUGUUGUCUCUCUAAAGCCAGAGCCAUGGUUAAACAGUGGCUCAAAAUGCACCUAUAGUUACUGUAUCCCUCUCUAAUCAGCCUUGCCCUCCCCUUUUAGGAGAAGAAGAUUAUUAUCCCUCUCCCCUCCCUUGUAACCUGUGGUCUUACAGCUGUACAAUCAAACUAACGCACGGAAGGGUGUAUUGAUAAGAUUGGUUGGUAAUGACACUGUUAUGUGCCCUGCCCAAAGCGCUAAAGUAGUCAGUCGUUCCUGACAUCCAAAACAGGAAUCAGGGUUCUUUGUUAUCCUUAAUUUUCUGACAGUGCUUCAUUUUGCCUAAGUAAACAUGCCUAACCCCCCCCCCCCCCACCCCCAUCCAACUGUGCUCAAACAGAGCAGGUAUGUCAUUGAAAUCUUUGAGAGGAAAAUAAUCCCUGAAAAAUGUUUUUGAUCCCAAAGAAUGGAAAGAGAUGAUAAUAAAUGUUUAACCACCACACCAGUAGGAACUCUGUACUGCUCAGAUAAUAAAAUUAUAUUUUUUUAAAUUCUCAUCGGCGCUUCUACGUUGAACUUCUCAAGUCUUUCUAAUUUUUAAGUAACCAAAGAACUAUUAAAAAUGGAACGAAACGAAAUUUGUGGAACAGAUGAACCAGGUUUUCUGUUUUAUAAAAUGUAUUAUAUGUGAUGUUAUUAGUGAUAUCGGUAAGUGUGUUAACUCGAUCAAACACAUGAGGGCCUCGUGUAAAAAAAACUUCGAUUAUUUGCGAUGUUAUUAGAGAUGUUGUGGGCCACGUGCAUCAACUCUAUCAAACACGGGAGAGACUUAGGGCCUGAGCGUCAGGGCGAUAUAGUGCUCUUGUUUGGGCCAAUUGUAAGGUGGGUAUUUUUUUGUUCAUUUCAUUACGCUCUAUGUAUAGUAUUCCUUCUUACCACUGGUGUACAAUGCUCUUUUCUUCACUUUAAUCCUCACAGAAUUGUUCCUGACAUAACAGUCCAGGGAGUCAGUGGGGAAAACGUUACUUUGGAAUCAGUAGAUGAAGUGGUUGAAAGUGUAUGUGGACAGCUUCCUGGCUCUGUACAAAAAUAUACGCCUAAGGUUAAAAGAAAGAAAAAGAAAGAAAAAAGCUUUACAGAGGAUACAGAGCUCACUCCAGACUCGUCUACUUUGUCAGUAAAAAAAUUCAAAAGCACAUCAAAGAAGAAGAAAAAGAAACAGACUUUUGAUUCUCUGACGAACGGACAGAGUAAUGGCGACCAGGAAGAAGCUGAGGUAAGUUGUGAAGUAAGAUUUUCAUCUCCGGCGUUACCUAGGCAGUUCAUUAUGUUAUGAAAGUGAUAGUUCCCCGUUGUCGAUCGGGGCCGGUGAUUUUCUCCUUGCUUUCGAUUAAUCUUGAUGGCCUUAUUUUAUUCCGUGGGUGUAUACGGGUUGUAUAUUCGGUCACAACCCCCCCACUCAUCCAAUUUUGUAAACUGAUUAGUGGUCCACGAGGUUGGUGUCGAAACACUCCUUGCUAAUACGUGACUCUACCUCCUACAUUUAAGAAUACUGACCAUCAGUAGCAAGUCUUUACAAGUCAUUUGAUUGCUCAAAGCAAUGGCUCACUAUACAUGUAGCAUUGUAUCCGCUGCGAAUAGUAUUUAUGUUGUGAAUGAGGGGGCAAGGGAUGGCGAGUGGUGAGAACACUCGCCUCCCACCAAUGUGGUGCGGUUUCAUGUCGACCCGACGCCAUGUGUGGGUUGAGUUUGUUAUUGGUUCUCUCCAUUGCUCCAUGAGGCUUUUUCCGGGCUCUUCCGGGUUUCCCCUCUCCUUAAAACUACGGUAAAAUCUUCGAGUACUAUGAGUCGCGACCAGCUUUUAAUUUCACCCUGAGCACAUUCAUACGACUUUUCUUGUAGGAGCCGACAAGAAAACGUCUUAUUUUAUCAGAGAAGAGGAAAAAAAGAGCUGAUGGAAAAACGCGUGUACACGGGAAAAAGAGGCGGUCCCUACCUGCCAUGAAACUUGAUUGACAAGUUUUGGUGGCAUGAAGUCGUUAGUUAAGAGAGGAAGAUGAAAUAAUUUUGGUAACAGAAAACACGAGAAGAAGUCACACAGACUUCUUACAAAGCUCUUAUUUUUUUCUUAAAUUCCUCGCCAGUCCACCAAAAAUGAAAUCCUGUAUUGUGAUCUAUGCCCUUAACGGCUGCAAGGGAUUAGAAAAUGGAGCGUGUUAAACCAGCUACGAGAAGAUGAUAGGGAGGAGUUUAGGUAGAAGUGAACCAAUGAUGACAAUUAACGUACUCGUCUCGACUCCCUGCUGUAGAAGAGUCCACCAGUCUAAUCAAUACUUCCUUACACGCUGUUGUUCCUUUGAAUGGUAAAUGUUGAACACGAGAGUUUGUCUUUUCGUAAACGGCGAUCAAGUUAUUACCCAGAGAAAUGAUUGGAAAGGAGCUAGAUCCGUAGCCUUUUUCUCUGCGCGUUAUUUUUCCGAUUGGUUGCGAAAUGCCCCAAACGAAUGUUCGUGAGAACUGUUCUGUUUACGUCUUUCAUCCGGCAAAGUUUACACCAAAAGAUAUUUUUCCGGAACGUACAUGUUUCCCGAUCGAUUAUUUAGGGUAUUUGGAAUCGCAGGCCUGUGCACACAUAAAUAAUCCGAGAACUUACAUUCGGAUACAUAGUAUUUACUUUUAAAGAUUGCUAAAUCAAAAUCUCAGGACAUCCAGCCAGACCGAGACGUUUCUAUUUCGGAUUCACGCAUCUGCGUGUAAACGGCCAAAUGAGUCUCGUAUCAGAAUGUUCCGGGUUUGUCAUGAAUCCGGAUGAAUACCGUCUAGUGUAAACCUAGCCUUAAUAAAUCGUAUAACACCCAUAUGCUUUGCAGGGAGCUCUUUUCAGUUCUAGCUAGAAACUUACAUUUCAAAAAUGACAACUGUUCUAGCAAUAAAUGUUCAGUUUAUUUGAAAAAAGAAAACACGAAGAGAAUGCGCAAAAAGCUUGGUGACAAAAAAACCCUUUCUUGAAUACACAACCUAA
Molecule: messenger RNA, 13134 nt
Organism: Porites lobata
Lineage: Eukaryota; Metazoa; Cnidaria; Anthozoa; Scleractinia; Poritidae
Source: the annotation of a GenBank genome assembly